GAUGGCCUCUGCCACAUGACCUUCCUUUGUCCUUCCCAGGCUGCUGCCAUGCACUCUGACUGCAUCCUGAAGAAGGAGGAAGCCAUGUGCCUGGAGAAGAUUGAGCGGGCUAACGAGAUGAUGGGGCUGAACGAGUCCGUGCCAGGCUGUCCGGGGAUGUGGGACAACAUCACGUGCUGGAGGCCGGCCGUCGUGGGACAGGUGGUGGAGGUUGGCUGCCCCGAGCUCUUUCAGAUCGUCAACGAAGGAGGAUUUGACUUAGCGGACAAUGAAGCUUUGGAGUCUUCAGACACCGGGGUCGUGAGCAGGAACUGUACGGAGGACGGCUGGUCCGAGCCCUUCCCCCACUAUUUUGACGCUUGUGGAUACGAUGACUACCUUGAGGGGGGUGGGAACCAGGAUUACUACUACCUGUCGGUGAAGGCGCUCUACACGGUGGGCUACAGCACCUCCCUGGUCUCCCUCACCACGGCCAUGGUCAUCUUGUGCCGCUUCCGGAAGCUGCACUGCACCCGCAACUUCAUCCACAUGAAUCUCUUCGUGUCCUUCAUCCUGCGGGCGAUAUCCGUCUUCAUCAAGGACUGGAUCCUGUACGCGGAGCAGGACAACAACCACUGCUUCACCUCCACCGUGGAGUGCAAGGCCGUGAUGGUCUUCUUCCAUUACUGCGUCAUGUCCAACUACUUCUGGCUCUUCAUCGAGGGCCUCUACCUCUUCACGCUCCUGGUGGAGACCUUCUUCCCCGAGCGCAGAUACUUCUACUGGUACAGCAUCAUCGGCUGGGGGACCCCGACCAUCUGCGUGACCGUCUGGGCCGUGCUGAGGAUCCACUUUGAUGACAACGGCUGCUGGGACAUGAACGACAACACAGCCCUGUGGUGGGUCAUCAAAGGCCCAGUGGUGGGCUCCAUCAUGAUCAACUUUGUCCUGUUCAUCGGCAUCAUCGUGAUCCUGGUGCAGAAGCUCCAGUCCCCGGACAUCGGAGGCAACGAGUCCAGCAUCUACCUCAACUGCGUGCAGAAAUGUUACUGCAGGCCAAAGCGGGCUCAGCAGCACUCUUGCAGGAUGUCAGAGCUGUCCACCAUUACUCUGAGGCUGGCCCGCUCCACACUGCUGCUCAUCCCACUCUUUGGAAUCCACUACACGGUGUUCGCCUUCUCACCAGAGAAUGUCAGCAAGAGGGAGAGACUCGUGUUUGAACUGGGACUGGGCUCCUUCCAGGGCUUCGUGGUGGCCGUCCUCUACUGCUUCCUGAAUGGCGAGUUUCUCCCUAAAGGUGCAGUCCGAAAUAAAGAGGAAAUGGAGGAGCUGGAAAGUCAACCGGUACUUUGCUGUGGAUUUCAAGCACCGGCAUCCCUCCCUGGCCAGCAGCGGGGUGAACGGGGGCACGCAGCUGUCCAUCCUGAGCAAGAGCAGCUCGCAGAUCCGCAUGUCCAGCAUCAACGCCGAGAACCUGGCCACCUGAGCGGCCCCGGCCCGGCCGCCCUCCUGCCCCUGGCUGAAAGAGUGGCAUUGUGGGAGUGGGGCAGGAGGGCGCCAGGGGCUCCCGAGGACGUCUGAGUGGGAGCGAGUGUGCGAGUGAGUGGGAGCCCGGGUCUCCAGAGGAGGCCGCAAUGCUUGUCCCUUUGGAAACGGUCGGGCUCUUCUCCCAUCCCCUUCCCCGUCCCUUGUAAAUAGAGCCACCGAGCUGGGACCCAGGGCCCCCCAACUCGCAGCCCGUGCCCGUCGAAGCCGCGCCCUCACUCACUUCUUGCAGCCUCGGUGAGGGGGGCACGGCUGCCAGGGAGCACUCGCUGCCAGGGAGCACUCAGUGCCCUCUGCCUCCUCGUGGGUCCCUGCAUGGGGAGGGGCCUCCAUUUCCCUCAGCCGCUUCCCCUCCCGCAGGGGCCGAGGGCUCAGAUCCCCGGGCUGGACUCUUCAAAACUGGCAGCGGGUGAAUGGGGAACAUGGUGACUGUUCUAGCUCCCAGGGGGUGAGGGUGGAGGGCAGGUAUGAGCUUUGAAGCCAGCAGGGGGGUUUUGGUGCCCUUGGGGGGGGGAACCUGAGCUCCCCGACUACCCCAGCCAGGUCCCAGGAACGUGGGGGGUAUCUCGGCCCAGCCCCGGCUCUAUCUUCCCCGCUGCCAUUCUUGGAGUCCCUUAGCACCGAUUAGUUAGUGAUCGCCCUGUUUCUGAGCCACCCCCAGCCCCACCAAGGAGUCCCCGCUCCUUAAAUCUAAGGCCGACUGGCCCGCCCCUCUGUGGUGAUGCCCGUCAAACCCGAGGGGGCCCCCCCUCCACCAGCAGCUGAGCCUGAGGGACAGCCUGGGGCGGGCCAGGCUGGCUCCUUGUCCCCGGGGGCCCGGCCCAUGCCAGGGUGAGGGCCCGGCUCCUUGUCCCUGGGGGCCCGGCCCAUGCCAGGGUGAGGGCCCGGCCUGUGCCAUGGUGAGGGCCUGGCUCCUUGUCCCCAAGGGCCGAGCCCCUGGAGUGGAUGCUGGGGUAGAGCUGGGGCCUCGAGCGGCCUUCCCAAGAGCCUUGGCCUCCUCCUCCCUGCAUGGAGCCUGCAGACCGCCUGGCCCCCUUCCAUUCCCAGCUGUGGGCAGAACUUACAGGAACAAGGGGCCAGGGCUCGGCCUGCCCCGCCGUGCUGGGCCAGCAGAAGGAGGUCGGGGCCUUGGGCCUGGCUGAGCUUCCUGCGGCCUGAGAUUGUGGGGGCUCUCGGGGGACCCGGCCUGGUGGCGCCACUUUACAGGGAGCCUGGAUGACCAGAGCCCACCUGGACCCCGUGACCUGACCAGGUUCCUCUUGCUCAGCGCUCCCGGGCUGCCCGGAACCACGGAUUCUUGGAUGGGGCCGGGCCCGAGCGUGGGAGAGGAGGCCCGGGGGCCGGAGCCGGGACACCCUGUCUGCCGGGAGCCCGGAGGAUGCGGCUUAUGUUUUGGGCGUCGCUCGGCCCACCGGGCACAGAGGGCGCUAACCGUGGGAAGCCCGUGGGCUAAGCCGUGGGCACAGGACUUCCCGCCAAGCUCCGGCCUCUGUCCCGAGAGCGCGUGGGGGCCCAAGCUCCCCAGAAGGAUGGCGCCUGCGGCCCCAGAACUUGGCCCCCUCGGCCAGUGCCAAAGAGUCCGUGGUCUGCCUGUUUUCUCAGACCCUCCCUGGGGAAGGGGGUGGGGCAGAACGGGGACCCCGAGCCACUCCCGGCUGCCCCUCGGCCUGAGGUCCCCCCGCCCCCAACGUGCUGCGGGCCAUCAGUCAGCAUUAAGGCUGGAUGGCGCGUCCUGGAGCUGGGAAAUUGCCAGAACCUUCUGCUCACCAACUCCUAGGGGGCCCAGGCACCCACAGCCGCGCUCCCGGACCCGCCUGGGCAAGGAACCCCACGUCCCACUGCCCAGGGCUGGAGCGGCCCUGGCCCUGGGGACAAGAGUGAGCCUGCAGCACCUGGAGCCGGGCCCGGCUCCUGAGGAAAUGCCCUAAACCACUGCCUUCUGGACAUCGGGGGCGCCGCUGGUCUCCCCCAGACCUGGCUCAGAGCCCCAAAGAAGGGUCUUACAGUAAGGGGAAAGUGGAGGGGAAAUCACCCCCCAUCCUGCCUCCCUCCCUCCCCCCCCGGGGGCCAUGGCCACUCCCCAGUGUCACCCCCAGUGCCAUAAGUCCCUCCCCCCUCCCCUGGAGGCUGUGGCUGCUCCCCAGUGUCACCCCCAGUGCCAUAAGUCACUCCCUCCUCCCCCAGAGGCCACGGGCACUCCCCGGUGUCACCCCCAGUGCCAUAAGUCACUCCCUCCUCCCUCAGGGGUCGCGGCCGCUCCCCGGUGUCACCCCCAGUACCAUAAGUCACUCCCUCCUCCCCCGGGGGCCGCGACUGCUCCCUGGUGUCACCCCCAGUGCCGCAGUGCCCCCCAUCGCCUCUGAGAGCUUUGCCUGCCUAUGGAUGCUCCUGCCCCCCUUGCUCAGACCCCUGCCCCCCUUGCUCAGACCCCCUUCCCCCCUGUGCCGGGGAGCUCUCUCCAUCGAAGCUGAGAGGGCCUGGGACAGCCUGGGCCUGCUCCGGGGGCACAGCGAGAUUACCGCGGGGGCCGUGUGGUCCUGGACAAGUGGCCCUCUCCGCAUCCAGAGGACCGUCUCCAUCCAGGUCCCAGCCUGGACGCCGCAGGCCGUGUCCCCGGGGGCCGCCGAGGGAGCCCCCGUUCCCGUGGGACUUUCAUGGGCACCGGCAGAGCCUGGAAUGCCGGGCCGGGCCUGACCGGGCCCAAACCCCCUCCCUGGGGGGGUCCUCAGGCCUCCAGGCCAUUGUUCCUUGGCCUCCACCCUGGUGAAGAAGAGGCUACGGAAUCCGCCUCCACCGCGGACCAACCAGCUGGCCUUGGAACCAGUCACUGAACCAAGAUUUCUGUCCCUCAGGCUCCCCAUCUGUAAAAUGGGGCUGGGAACGACAGCCCCCAGUAGCUGAGAGGCCUCAGGAGGGAGCUGCCCCUCUGCUCGGGGUCUUCAGAAGCGCCGGGCCAGGAAACAUCCCGGGCCAGGAAACGCCCAGGCCCAGCUUGACCAGAGCUUUGCCGGGCCUGGGCCCCAGGACUGGAUCUCGCCAUCCCCACCCCUGGGGAGGUCCGGAAGGCUCUCUCAGCCACGGAGCCCCGCCAGCAUCUGCUGGGAGGCACAGAGGGAGUUGGGGGUCUGGGGGGACUCGGCUUAGGCUCUCCGUGCUCAUCUUUGUGAAUAACUUCUUACUUCUGUAUCUGGGGGGAGGGGGAGAACAUGAGGGGUUCCAUGGGGGCACCCCCAAUCACCCCAGACCGUAGAUAAGAGAGACGUCAUGAGGGCCCAUGGGGGACCCCUCUUCUCGCUCUCUUCCCUGCCCCCUGCCCCCUCUCUGUCCUGUCCAGUGGGUGUCUGUCUUGCCGUGUUGGGAUUUCCAUGAGGGUUGGGGUCAUCUUGGGCAUCCAGCUUUCGUCCCCCAACUGGGGGGGGGGUUUGGGGGGGUUGGGGUCCCUUGUUUGUGGAUGUCAAACUCCUGGGCCCUGCUAUAGCCUCCAGGAUGAACCCCACGCACCCCCUGGGGCUGCUGGGCUCUCCGAGGCCUCCCCCUUCUGUAGUUGGUUCAAUAAAUGUCUUCUCAUUUUUACCUGG
This is a messenger RNA of Sarcophilus harrisii (Tasmanian devil), 5102 nucleotides long. It is a transcript of the gene ADCYAP1R1, whose product is annotated as ADCYAP receptor type I. Gene Ontology annotation, molecular function: G protein-coupled peptide receptor activity; vasoactive intestinal polypeptide receptor activity; peptide hormone binding. Lineage: Eukaryota; Metazoa; Chordata; Mammalia; Dasyuromorphia; Dasyuridae. Gene Ontology annotation, cellular component: neuron projection; plasma membrane. Gene Ontology annotation, biological process: adenylate cyclase-modulating G protein-coupled receptor signaling pathway; cell surface receptor signaling pathway. The record is from RefSeq and is a predicted model, not a curated record. Bases 16 to 1560 code for a protein of 514 amino acids. The transcript is spliced from 14 exons.